GCAACAAUUCACUGGUUGAUGGUUUAAUGGUCGAUCAUUUGCCCCUUCAAUUAAUUACUUCAACAGCCAGCUCAAAAGGAAACCUUGACAUAGAAAUCGAUAUACAAUUGUUAACCAGCGAUUACGAAGGAAGUACGAUAACGACAUAUUUUAAUGAGACAUCAUGGAUAAAUCCCUCAGAAACCGAUACGAUAGUGGGUGAGGAUCCCGAAGUGGAGUCACUUUUAUCAUUAGUUGUUGUUGGCAUUUUCCUAUCUGUACUAAUAUUCUUGUCAAUUGCCGGAAAUAUACUCGUCUGCCUUGCCAUCUAUACAGAACGCAGUUUGCGUCGUAUUGGGAAUUUAUUUCUAGCAUCAUUAGCAAUUGCGGAUUUAUUUGUGGCUUCGCUGGUGAUGACAUUUGCUGGAGUUAAUGAUUUGUUGGGUUAUUGGAUUUUUGGUGCACAAUUUUGUGAUACAUGGGUUGCCUUUGAUGUGAUGUGUUCAACGGCAUCCAUAUUAAAUUUAUGUGCAAUAUCCUUAGACCGUUACAUACACAUAAAAGAUCCACUGAGAUACGGUCGAUGGGUGACAAGACGUGUAGCUGUCGUCACCAUUGCUGCCAUUUGGCUAUUAGCCGCCUUUGUGUCAUUUGUGCCAAUCUCAUUGGGGUUGCAUCGACCCGAUCAACCGUUAAUUGUGGAGGAUAAUGGCAAAAAGUAUCCAACGUGUGCAUUGGAUUUAACGCCAACGUAUGCAGUUGUGUCCAGUUGUAUCAGUUUUUAUUUUCCAUGCGUUGUGAUGAUUGGCAUUUAUUGUCGACUUUACUGUUAUGCUCAAAAACACGUGAAAUCCAUCAAGGCUGUAACAAGGCCAGGCGAGGUGGCGGAAAAGCAACGUUACAAAAGUAUACGACGACCCAAACCUCAAGAGAAGAAAAAGUUUAAAGUACGCAACCUGCAUCAUAGUUCACCAUAUCAUGUGUCUGAUCACAAGGCAGCCGUAACGGUGGGUGUCAUAAUGGGUGUAUUUCUCAUCUGUUGGGUGCCCUUCUUUUGUGUGAAUAUUGUGGCUGCCUUCUGUAAGACGUGCAUAGGUGGCCAAACAUUUAAGAUACUCUCAUGGUUGGGCUACUCAAAUUCCGCCUUCAAUCCGAUUAUCUACUCGAUAUUCAACAAGGAAUUUCGUGAUGCUUUCAAACGCAUUCUGACAACGCGUAAUCCCUGGUGUUGUAAUCAAGACAUUGGCAAUAUACAUCCACGCAAUAGUGAUCGUUUUGUCACGGACUAUGCCUCGAAACAUGUGGUGGCCAUGAACUCUGGUCGUUCGUCGGCUGAAUUGGAACAGGUGUCUGCAAUUUGACCAACAAAACGAACCAGCGAUUAUGCCUCAUCAUUGGUAUGUUGUGUUUCCGGCUCAGCAGAUGCGACUUCAUUGACGAUUACGCCGUAUGGUCCCUGAGAUUCGGUAACAGUGGCUUCUACGA
Molecule: messenger RNA, 1464 nt
Organism: Calliphora vicina (urban bluebottle blowfly)
Lineage: Eukaryota; Metazoa; Arthropoda; Insecta; Diptera; Calliphoridae
Gene: Dop1R1
Product: Dopamine 1-like receptor 1
Exons: 6
Coding region: 27-1340 (437 amino acids)
Biological process (GO): G protein-coupled receptor signaling pathway
Cellular component (GO): plasma membrane
Molecular function (GO): G protein-coupled receptor activity
Source: RefSeq, a predicted model, not a curated record